AUGGACUCGCUAAGUAAACAAAAUAAUGGUUACAAGUACCUUUUGACCGUUAUCGAUGUCCUGGGCAAGUACGCAUGGGUUGAACCAAUUAAGACGAAAACGGGCGAGAGCCUCGUUCUGGCGUUUCGAAAACUAAUUAAGAAGGGGAGAAAAUCUGAGAAACUAUACACAGACAAAGGCACAGAGUUUACGAAUAGAAUGUUCCAAAAGUUUUUAAAGGAAAAUAAUAUUCGAUUCUUCACGACCCAUAACGAAACCAAGACCUCAAUUGUGAAAAGGUUUAAUCGUACACUGAAAGGAAAGAUGUGGAAAUAUUUUACGGCUAAAAACACAGUAAAGUACAUUGACAUAAUUCAGAAGUUGGUCAAAUCAUACAACCAUUCCAGACACCGUAGCAUAGGAAUGAAACCAGCUGACGUGAAUAAAGAUAACGAAGGUUUUGUGUGUCAGAAACUGCAUGGAGAAGAACCUCACAAGUCCAUCUACUAUAAAUUUAACAUUGGUGAUCAAGUUCGGAUAAGUAAAGCACGGCGUACGUUCAAGAAAGGUUACCUACCCAAUUGGACCGAAGAAGUGUUCACUGUAACGAAGGGAGUGCCACGACGUCCUCCCGUGUGACAUUGUUGACCAUGAUUCGGAUGAAGUGGAAGGAGUCUUUUAUGAAGAGGAACUUCAGAAAGUGACUAAAACUCAAGAUGACUUUUAUCGAGUAGAAAAAGUAAUUAGAUCACACAUGCGUAAUAAACGUAAAGAAUAUUUUGUAAAAUGGCUUGGUUACCCUAAAAAAAAUUAAUUCCUGGGUGCCGGAAGAGAAUGUAAAAGACAUUAAUAAAUAAAUAAAUUGAUUUGAAUCCUAUGACUUGUGUUCAUUUAUGUUCUGAUCUUCAACAUGGCAACACAGUUUUAUUUGACGUUGUCGAGUAAUAGUUCCAUACAAUAUUUCCCAAAUAAUACCGUGGCAAAUUUCAGAGUGUAAUUACCGAAGCAAUCGUUCUGCCAGGACAGUGGGAAGUUGCAUUGAUCGGACUGCAUUUUCCGUACACGUGGAGUACGAUUCGAAAAGGAGUACAACAAACGUUUCUGUAUAAAAAUGGCAGCAGCCCUUAUCAAACUGUCGUGCUUAAAGACACACAUUAUUCUUCUAUUGAUAAACUAACAAAAGAACUAAAUGCCAGCAUGUCAAAAGAAGAACAAACGAAAGUGAAAUUUAGUUAUAUUCGCAGUUCUUGCAAAUUUUUGGUUGAUGUAAAACACGGCACAACUGUUUGGGUUACCAGUGACAUAGCAACAAUUUUGGGAUUUGACCAGGACACGUGCACUCUUAUUGAAAAGAAAACCUUGAGUCCGUAUGUUGCAGAUAUCAAUGGUGGGUUUUCCUCCAUGUAUGUCUGCAGCGAUAUCGUUGAUGUUCAGUUUGUAGGCGAUGUCAAAGUUCAGCUAUUAAUGAUCGUCAACAUAGAAGGGGAAUAUGGUAAAAAUAUUCACGCGAGUUUUCGCAAUUUGCAAUACGUCCCAGUGAAAGUCAAUUCCUUUGAGAGUAUCGAAAUCCAUAUAAAGAACGACAGAGACGAAAGUGUCUCAUUUGCCUCUGGAAAGUCAACACUUCACUUUAGACAGAAGAUAUCUCAGUACUUUGUUUAA
Messenger RNA from Paramuricea clavata, 1641 nucleotides. The record is from the annotation of a GenBank genome assembly. Lineage: Eukaryota; Metazoa; Cnidaria; Anthozoa; Malacalcyonacea; Plexauridae.